Oncorhynchus masou masou (cherry salmon) is the source of this 1336-nucleotide messenger RNA. It is a transcript of the gene rflna, whose product is annotated as refilin A. Bases 593 to 1252 code for a protein of 219 amino acids. Gene Ontology annotation, cellular component: actin filament bundle. Gene Ontology annotation, molecular function: filamin binding. The transcript is spliced from 3 exons. Gene Ontology annotation, biological process: actin filament bundle organization; negative regulation of bone mineralization involved in bone maturation; skeletal system morphogenesis. NCBI's taxonomy places the organism in Eukaryota, Metazoa, Chordata, Actinopteri, Salmoniformes, Salmonidae. The record is from RefSeq and is a predicted model, not a curated record.
UCUCCGAGAUCCGACUGUUCAGUUCAGCACAGAGCAGACAGUCGGCGUGUAGCUGCCAGAUAGACUGCUGCGUUACAGUGGGAUAAAGUCAUAUUGUUUAAUAUGACUUCCAUUGCUUUCUGGAACGUAUUUGAAUCCGGAAUGGACGAUAAAGUGACAAUAUAAUUUCUGGUUAGUUGUCAGGGAGUUUCUGGAAUUUUCUUUCAGUUUCUUACUUGUCAAUUGUUAAUUAUUUGAGAGUAUUUGUUUGGGAUGACAUACUGUUUACCGACCGUCUGAUGGAGAUAAAACUGUUAGGCUAUAAUAACAAAUCAAAGGUUUGUGAAUUCGGGCUAAAGCCUACAGGCACAGCGUGCGAUUAGUUUGUGGCAAAUAGAAGUUAUGGUUUUAUAAUGUAAUGACAAUAUUCUAAUAUUAUUUUAAAAUGUGUUAUUUUAGAAAUAUGUUUUGAAUGAAGAAUUUGAACAGGGAUUGCCCAUCUCCGAAUGACGGGAUUUGUGCGCAUUUUGAGUUGCAGUCAUUCAAGAAAAUUGGUUGGCUCGUCAUCGCCUUGAGUGACUUUGCCUGGUUUUUGUUUUGAGCUCUCCCAGAAAUGGUGGGGCACCUACAUUUACAAGCUAUGGAUGACAGUCUGGAAGGAAAGAAUCGGGAGGGACUGCUUGACAGUCCGGAUUCGGGACUCCCUCCGAGUCCAAGUCCGCCCUUCUAUUCGCUGUCCCCCGUUCUGCUCGAAUCGCGCUCCGGGAGUUGUACGACGCCAGUCGAGAACCACGGAUACUAUAAAAAGGAAAGCAAAGAAGGCAAACUGCUGCCGUACCUUCUCCUGAACUCAACGGGGACGGACCUGAAGGCACGCAUGUACCCUGUGUUCUUUGGGGAGAGCAUCGAGGUCAACCCAAAACCUGAAACAGAGAUCAAGUGUAACUCUGAGGUGAAGUACGACUCAGACAAGCACUACCGGGACCAGGUGUACUGCGCUCCUGUUCCAACGGUGACGUCCUACAGCGAGACGGUCGUUGCCAUGCAGAACUGCACCUGGAGGAGUUACAAGUCACAGGUAUACCUAGAGCCGCGCCAGAGGCCCCUGCACUACCAGAGCACCACCAUUGUGUACCCCAAACACGCCAAGAACACUUACCGCACCACGCUCAACUACAACGCUACGGGCUCCCAGCGGUGGUUUGUCUCCACCGUCCAGCUGGAGUCCAGUGAGGACAGCAGCCCCUGCAUCAUCUAUACAGAGGACCUCUAAACCUGAUGCCUGCCUGGCUAAUCCUACUGUUAUGGAAUGGACACACACACACACACACACACACACACACACACACACACACAC